GUCGACCAUCUUGUUUCGAAAACAAGCUACGUUCUUUUCGGUGUUCAAGCCACCCCGCAAAGAUGAAGAUCGGCUUGUGUUCGUAUUCCGGGUACAAAAUCUACCCGGGCCAUGGGAAGCGUCUGGUCAAAGUUGAUGGCAAGGUCUUCAACUUCCUGAACUCGCGAUGUUUGGCGGCUCAUCUGCUGAAGCGAAACCCCCGUGAGUGCCGAUGGACAGUUCUCUACCGUCGGAAGCACAAGAAGGGUGCCGAGGAAGAAACCGUCAAAAAGAGGACCCGAAAGACUGUCAAGUACCAGAGGGCUAUCGCUGGUACUUCGUUGACGGAAAUCAUGGCGAAGAGGAAUCAGAAACCGGAAGUCCGUAAGGCCGCUCGUGAGCAGGCCAUCCGUGCCGCAAAGGAAAAGCAGCGUGCUGCCAAGGCAAAGAAGCCCGCCCCAGCUCCGGCUGCAAAGAAGGCACAACCCUCCCAGAAAGCGGCCAAGCCCCAACAGAAGGCUGCACCUCGUGUCGGAGGGAAGCGAUAAGCACAUCCGACAGUGGAGGUGGAAUAAAGCUCUAAGCGAAUGAA
Molecule: messenger RNA, 571 nt
Organism: Galendromus occidentalis (western predatory mite)
Lineage: Eukaryota; Metazoa; Arthropoda; Arachnida; Mesostigmata; Phytoseiidae
Gene: RpL24
Product: ribosomal protein L24
Exons: 4
Coding region: 63-527 (154 amino acids)
Biological process (GO): cytoplasmic translation
Cellular component (GO): cytosolic large ribosomal subunit
Molecular function (GO): mRNA binding; structural constituent of ribosome
Source: RefSeq, a predicted model, not a curated record